GGCAGAUGUCAGAAGCCCCCCACGGCAGAAGUCCACCAAGACAUGCGGUACCUGCGAAAGUGAUUACGGGUACCCCAUCCAUUUGUUAAUGCAUGUGAAGCUCAAUGCCGAGACCCUGCUCGGACCUUGUAUGCACGCUCUCUGAGGCGGUGACGGCCGAUGCUGUCACCGUCCUGUCACAUCCUUCUACCUCUGUUCUACUUCUUCUUCCCUUCUCAUUCGUCCACGUUCUUCUUCGCCUUCUCAUCCGUUUCUGCAGCACGUGCUUGGCAGCCCAGCCUGCAUAUGCAUUUAGUCAAGAUUACGGCUGUCAUCACGAGCCCUCGGUUGCUUGUGAAACACACGCAGCUCAGCUCCUCCAGAAGCUCGAGUAAUAACGCCGACUCGGCAUCACUUCGCCACACCCAAACUAAUGUGCAUAAUGGACUACAUCGAAAGGCUGAAAAUUUUUCAUUUCCCUUUGCGCCCAUCUUUUCUCCUCUUGUAAGCUGCAAAGCACGUGUAGCUAAUGCAAGAGCGCAAAAGUUCCGGCGACAAUGAAUGCAAAUGUUCCGGUUGAUCUAGGGUAGGAGGGCUAGCACCGGAGGCUA
Trichoderma asperellum CBS 433.97 is the source of this 590-nucleotide messenger RNA. Lineage: Eukaryota; Fungi; Ascomycota; Sordariomycetes; Hypocreales; Hypocreaceae. The record is from RefSeq and is a predicted model, not a curated record.